GCGAUGGGACGUUUGGGACUUUGUCACGUGGAUUGCUCUUUUUGCAGCCGGACGGUAUGAAGCGGCCGAAGCUGAAAAAGGCGAGCAAGCGCCUGACAUGCCACAAGCGAUUUAAGAUCCAGCGAAAGGUUCGUGAACAUAAGCGGAAAACACGAAAAGAAGCAAAGAAACAAGGAAAUAAAAGUAAAAAAUCUCGAAAGGAUCCUGGUGUGCCUAAUAAUGCUCCAUUUAAAGAAGCAGUUCUUCGAGAGGCUGAACAAAGGAAACAAAACCUUGAAGAACUGAAACAAAAGCAGAAGCUUGCCAGACAAAAGGAAGUUGCAAAGAAAAGAAAACUUGAAGCUCAGAAAGAACCAGAAGUACAUGAGAAGCAACUUAAGAAAAAAAUGGCCAAAUUGGAGGGCAAAAGCUCAAGAAAAUCUCUAUGCAGCGAGUUGAAUAAGGUGCUUGAUGCCUCAGAUGUAGUUCUAGAAGUGGUGGAUGCCAGAGAUCCUCUUGGUUACAGAUGUCCUCAAGUGGAGCAGGCAGUCUUACAAUCAGAGGGGAAGAAGCAACUAGUCCUUGUAUUGAACAAGAUAGAUUUGGUGCCAAAGGAGAAUACAGAGAAAUGGCUAAAAUAUUUGGAAAAUGAAUUUCCUGUUGUCAUCUUUAAAUCAUCUGCGCAGUUGCAAGACAGAACAAUGGACCAGAAAAGAAUUUCUAAACUGAACACUGGUAUAGAAAUAUCACACAACAAUACCUGUGCUGGUGAUGAAAGUCUUUUAAAAUUGCUGAUCAGCUACUGCAGAAAACAAGAUUUAAAAAGCAUUAAAGUUGGUGUAGUAGGUUUUCCAAAUGUAGGGAAAAGCAGUAUAAUUAACAGCUUGAAAAAAAUGAGAGCUUGCAACGUGGGACAAGUAAGGGGUCUUACAAAAUCCAUGCAGGAAGUACACAUCGAUAAGCAGAUCAAAAUACUGGAUAGUCCAAGUAUUGUUGCUUCUGCAUCAAAUUCUGCUGUUGCCUUGUCCUUGAGGAACGUUGUGGACAUUGAAGCGCUAGAAAAUCCCACAUCUGUAGUGGAGCCCAUACUGACGAACUGUAAUAAACAGCAGGUCAUGUUGCAGUAUAAUGUCCCGAAUUUUCGAACAUCGCUGGAAUUUUUAACAUUGCUGGCUCAAAAAAGAAGCAUGUUAAAGAAAGGAGGGAUCCCUGACAUUGAGAAAACAGCCAAGUUGAUCCUUUACGAUUGGAGUGGAGCUAAAGUCAGUUACCAUACAGCUCCUCCAGAGAGACACGAACUACCCAGUUACAUCACUGCAAAAAUUGUGGAAGAAGCAAAAAGAGGCUUUAAUACUGGAGAACUAACUCAGCAUAAUGAAAAUACGCUCAAAGGUGUUAGGUGCCCUAAUAUGGCCAGCAGUAUAGUAUUCCAAUCUUCGGGACCAACUAAUGGACUAAUUAAAGAGGCUAAUGUGGAAGAAGAAUUGCAGGAUCAGGAAAGGAAUAAGGAUAACAAUUCAGGGAACCUAAAAAGUUCAGAGGCAGAAUAUCUUGAAAUAGUUCAAGAUAAAAAUGGAAAAGUGAAAACAGGUGGAUGCACAAUAGCCAAAAAGUUGCAGAUAAAACAAAUGAAAGUAACUGCCAAGAAAAAUAAACUGGAGUCAGAGAAAAUAGCUGACUCUAGCCGAAAGCCUACGUGGGUAGAUAUAUCUUGUGAAACACCAAUGGAGGAUGCCUAUGACUUCAACACUGAUUAUGUUGAGGAUUUGUCACCAGUGCCAAUUAGUUAAGGCCAGAAUAAUGGCUGAAGUAACAGAACAUUUGGACUGUACCGAGCAAUGAAUUGGUUUAAAUCAAAAGCCAAACUUCUUGUAAAUUAUUUUUAUGGUGGAGAUUGUGUAAAAAAGCAAAUUGUAUUAUAACUUGUAAAAUAUAUAUUGGAUUUAAGAUAUU
This is a messenger RNA of Stegostoma tigrinum, 1932 nucleotides long. It is a transcript of the gene gnl3, whose product is annotated as G protein nucleolar 3. Gene Ontology annotation, molecular function: GTP binding. Gene Ontology annotation, cellular component: nucleolus. The coding region runs from base 57 to 1769 and encodes 570 amino acids. NCBI's taxonomy places the organism in Eukaryota, Metazoa, Chordata, Chondrichthyes, Orectolobiformes, Stegostomatidae. The record is from RefSeq and is a predicted model, not a curated record. The transcript is spliced from 15 exons.